AAUCAUCCUCCAAGCACCAAUCGGGAAGCAAAAUGAGGGAAUCUUUAUCAUUUCUUAUGUAUCCAACGUGGGACGAAAGAACGUCUAAAAAGAAAGUAAAGUCCGGGAGGGGAAAACAAGCGGUGGAAGCGGUCAGAAGUGCGAACUGAAAUUGUGAAUUAUCGGAGUUUUCAGACCGUACAACGAGAUCAAGAUAAAAGCUUCCCAGUUCCUUUAACCGCGAGCAGGACUGCUGGAGAGAGAGAGAGAGAGAGAGAGAGAGAGAGUGAACGAACGCGAGCCGCAAAGUUCACAACAGUCGGAUGGAUUUACUGGAACUGCUACGCUUAAAAAGUGGUUUAUUAUAAUUCACUACAGUGAUCCAAAACCCUGCAUUCGCAGUUCGGAAACUUUAUAUCAAAUCCGCGAAGAAGCGAGAGCCUCAAACUUUUUAAAGAGUGCGGUUUUCCUUGAGGAAAAGUUUUUUUUAAAGCGCCGAUGAUCCCAGAUUUUCCUUCAACACGCUCGUAUGGAGUUAAUGGACACCAUCUACUAUGUUUUUACUUUUCAUAAUAAUGAAUCACUUGGGAUCAAACCAUUAUAAGAACUUUAGAAACGCCAUUGACGAUUUAAACUCCUAAAACUACAUUGGAUCUCUCUUGCCAAAACAAAGCGUCUGUCGAUCUCCGAUCCAGACCCACUUUUCACCCUUUUAAGGACAACUGUAUUUAGUUUUGGCUUCUGGACAAGUUUCUACUAUUGCCUCGUCGUGAUUCACCUUUGAUUUACUUGCGUGGUGCAGCAGGGGAGAUAAAAUUUUACUGGAGACCGUUUUCAAGUCCAGGACUGAUGCAUUGCCCCAAAACAACGCAGUAUAAUUUGAUAUUACCGUUGGGUAAACAAACAACUUAAUGAAGGCGAAUUACUCGAACUGUGAGAAACUCAAUAAGCUCGAGCUGUCCGUUUGUGGAUGAGAGAGAGAUCAGUCGUUAAGCGCUGAGACAACUGGAUACAAAAUGGCGGCGUGGCUGGGACAGAUGGGAUCACUUUCAUAUCAUGUGUUUUAUUGGCUUUUGACGCUGGAACUGUUAAUCAAUUAUGGCGCACCGUGUCCUCAAAACUGUACGUGUACGCUUGAUACGACCGACUGCAGUCGUUUGGACAUGACUGAUGUCCCUCAAGACUUGCCUAAGAGCACUGUGCAUCUAAAUCUGAGCCACAACAAGCUGACAGCAGUUGAUAUGGACAUCCUCUCCAAUCUGCCCAACCUGAGAGAAGUGAGGUUUGACCACAAUGAGCUGACAUCCAUCCCUUCAUUUGGAGACGCAGCAGCAACAGUCGUUACACUGUUCUUGCACCAUAAUAAAAUCCGCAGACUGGAGGGGAGCCUGCUGCAGAACUUCUCUGCUCUGGAGACGCUAGAUCUGAGUAAUAAUGACAUCACAGAGCUGAGAGAGAACUGCUUCCCUUCGGGGUUACAAAUCAAGGACCUGCACCUGAGCAGUAAUAAGAUUGUUCAUCUGGAGUUUGGGGCGUUUAAGAACCUCGCCGGAAGUCUGCAGAUCCUCAGAUUGAGCCGGAACCGACUGACCCACCUUCCUGUUAAAGGCCUGGAGCUGCCCAAGCUCACACAACUGGAGCUAAGCAGGAACAGGUUGCGGUUGAUCGAGGGACUCACCUUCCAAGGUUUGAGCAGUUUAGAAGUUCUCAAGCUUCAGAGAAACAACAUCAGCAAGCUGACGGAUGGGGCGUUCUGGGGUCUGGCCCGGAUGAGGGUUCUGCACCUGGACUAUAACAGUCUGCAGGAGGUGAACAGCGGCUCCCUUUACGGUCUGGAGUCGCUCGUGCAGCUCUACCUCUCCAACAACUCCAUCUCUAACUUUAACCCUGAGGGCUGGGGCUUCUGUGAGAGACUGCGAGAACUGAACUUGUCCUAUAAUAACCUGACGAAGCUGUCCGAGGGUAGUUUUGCCAAGCUGGUGAAUUUGAUCUCGCUGCGUUUGGGACACAAUUCCAUCAGUCACAUCACAGAGGGAGCGUUCAGAGGCCUUAGUUCCCUACGUACGCUGGAGUUGGAUCACAAUGACAUCUCUGGCACUAUAGAGGACACCAAUGGGGCCUUCACUGGCCUCGAAAACCUCAACAAACUAACUCUGUUUGGAAACAAGAUCAAGUCGGUGGCCAAGAAAGCCUUCUCGGGCCUGGAGGCUCUGGAGCACCUAAACUUGGGGGAAAAUGCCAUCCGUUCCAUCCAACCAGAGGCAUUCAGUAAGAUGAAGAACCUGCGUUACCUUCAUAUUCAGAGUGAUAGUUUUCUGUGUGACUGCCAGCUGCACUGGUUUCCGGAGUGGCUGGUAACACGAGGGCUGCAGCCUGGCGUUCAGGCCACAUGUGCCCACCCAGAAAGCUUAAAGGGCACUAGCAUCUACCAGGCCCCACCACAGAGCUUUGUUUGUGAUGAUCUUCCCAAACCCCAGAUCACAGUCCACCCUGUCACAACGCCAGCAGUAUUGGGCAAAGAUGUGCGUCUGACCUGCACGGCUGCCAGCAGCAGCAGCUCACCCAUGACCUUCACCUGGCGCAAGGACCAGGAGACGCUACGCCAAGCUGAGGUGGAGAACUUCGCCCAUGUUCGGGCCAGUGACGGAGGGGUGAUGGAGUACACCACUAUCCUCCACCUCCGACACGUCACCUUCAACCACGAGGGCCGCUACCAGUGCAUCAUCAGUAACCACUUUGGCUCUUCCUACUCCAACAAGGCCCGCGUCACUGUAAACGUGCUGCCUUCAUUCGUCAAGACCCCACGCGACAUCACGAUCCGCACGGGCACGAAGGCGCGGUUGGAGUGCGCGGCCGAAGGACAUCCGACUCCCCAGGUGGCGUGGCAGAAAGACGGUGGUACGGAUUUCCCUGCCGCCCGAGAGCGCCGCAUGCGCGUGAUGCCUGAUGAUGAUGUCUUCUUCAUCAUGGACGUGAAGCCUGAGGAUAUGGGCGUGUACAGCUGCACGGCCAAAAACACGGCGGGCAUGAUCUCCGCCAAUGUCACACUAACGGUGCUAGAGACCCCUCAUCUGGCACAGGAAAUGGAGGAUCGAAAUGUGGUGGUGGGUGAAACUGUUGCAUUGCAGUGCAAGGCUUUAGGCAGCCCACCUCCUCGCAUCACCUGGCUAAAAGGGGAGGAGCCUCUUCGCCCCAGCGACCGUCACCACUUCACUCCAGGGAAUCAGCUCUUGGUGAUCGUCACGACCAUUUUAGAGGACGCAGGACGCUACACGUGUGUCAUGUCCAACACCCUCGGCACAGAGCGCGCUCACUGCCAGCUGAAUGUUUACGAGCGCUUCGAGGACUGUGCUCCUUUUACAAGCCCCAGCACUGUUACUGUUGGAAUCAUUGUCAUAGCUGUGGUGACCAGUAUUGUGGUGACAUCACUAGUUUGGGUGUGUAUUAUCUACCAGACGAGGAAGAAGAGCGAGGAGUGCAGUGUAAACACAGAUGAGACAAUUGUCCCUCCUGAUGUCCCAAGUUACCUGUCCUCUCAGGGCACUUUAUCAGAGAGACAGGAUGUGUGUAUACGAGUGGAGUCCAAUGGCGGAUCUCAACCCAACGGACGCAUAGAAAACAAUGGCUAUGAUGGGCCGGUCGUGUGUACAGACUGCUUGGAAAAUGGUACCAGCUACUCCAAACACUGCAACUACCUCCCUCAUGGGAUAGCACCCCCUUCAGGCCUGGAGUAUCAGCAGACACACCAGACAUCAACUUUCACCAGCCACAACACUGGUGAACCACACUGCAAUGGCACACCUAAUGGGGUCAGGAAAGACAGUUCCCAAACUCCCAUCUUUCCCACCAACCAUGACAGGGUGUCAAUAUCACCCUCCUCGCACCAAUACAAUGACCGAAAAGGAUUGUUGGUGAAUAGGUCAGACACACCUCCCUCACUUGAAGAGACCUACCAUCGGCCAGUAAAGCUCCUGUCUGGGGACUGUGACAUUGGGUCCGAGCUUACACAGACUCUAUUACCCAACGGACAUGCACAUACGCCUGAUGCCACCCUAAGCGAGAGUGAAUCCUUUGAGCGGGCCAGUGACUAACACCGCACCAUCACUCUUUUUUUUUAUCCUUUUGCACUGAGAACUGCUACCUCACACUGAGGGGCACAGACAAAGCUGCCCCCAUCUAUCUGAAUGCAGAACAGGGGCGUCCGGAGUUUGAAGGCGAAGCUUGAGUGGGAUGUUGGCAUCCCAUGCGAGCGUUAAUGAUGUAUAUAGAUAUAAUCCUCCUCAGGGAGGCUUCGUUCACACUUCAGAAAUGUGACUUGCAUUUGACGCAUGCAAAAUGUAUGACAGAGUGCUAUAACGUUGGGCUUUGAGCUGUACAUAAGAGUUUUCAUAUAUAAAUAUAUGAAUGUAUGUAUUCUAGAACUUUUACAAAAGAGUGCUUAACUCUAUUCGGUGCAUGGUGAGAUCAGAGUGGUUAUAUUUUAUUUUUAUUUCUUGCCUUUUUUCUUUUUUUUCUUUUUUUUUACAGAUCUCUCCUGCUUUUCCCAGUUUAUAAGCAGUGCCUUAUAGCAAGAUCAAAGAUUUCACGUGUUUUUUUCGCAAAUGGGAAUUUUGUCAUGCACUUGAAGUUUAAACAGCCCAAUAAUCAUAAUAGGCCAUCUUAAAGGAAUAUUCUAGGUUAAAUAAGAUACAGGGUUCCCAUGGUCAGGGAAAACCUGGAAAUAUCAGGGACUUUUAAAAUUUUAAAUUUUUGUUGAUGCCUAGAAUAGUCAUGGACUUUAUCAAACUCUUUAAAAUUCAUAAAAACGUUACAGACUUUUUAUACUGAACAAACACUACCGUUCAAAAGUUUUUGGGGUCAGUAAUAUUUUGUUUUUAAAAUAUUUUUAUUCAACAAGGAUGCUUUAAAUUGAUAAAGUGACAGUAAAGACAUGCAUAAUGUUGGAAAAUGUGUAUUUCAAGAAAAUUCUGUUCUUAUGAAGGUUCUAUUCAUCAAAGGAUCCUGAAAAAAUGUAUCAGUUUCAAAAUAUAUUAAAAUGUAUAUUAAAAGAAAAGUUAAAUUGUAAUUCACAAUAUUACUGUUUUUACUGUAUUUAUUUGCCUUGGUAAGCGUUGAGAUUUUAAAAAUCUUACGAACCCCAAACUUUUGAACGGUAGCAUAAGGGCACUUUUCCACUGCAUGGUACGGCAAUAGUACCACCUCGGGUGAGGUUCCAAGUGAGCCAUACCGAUACUAAAAUGUGACAAGUAAACGUCAGUGCCAGUAGCCUCGUGGGCAGCACGCCGAGAUGUAGCAUCGUUGCACUUUGGGUGACCCGAGUUCGAGUCCCGGCUCGUGGACCUUUACCGGUCACGCCACCUCGCUUCCUGUCUACUCUAUAAUGUCCUUUCACAAUAAAGGCAAAAAUCGCCAAAAAAUAACUGAAAACACUGCAGAUCACUGAUUGGACAGAGAAAAUUGUCACUACCAGCAUCAUUGGAUUUCCGACACAAGCUAAUUUAAUUAAUUGUGGUCAGUAGACGAGGUGCAGACGUUCCUCUCGUUGGUAGCCGAGGAGCGGAUCCACGGCAGUAGAAGCGGCGCAACGAUCAUCCCACCCACUUUGAAGCGGUACUAAACUGCAGUGGAAAAGCAAACCGAGCCAAAGUAAAGCAAGCCGAGUCGUACCACAUACACCAUAAAUUUAUUUUUGGGGAAAAAUAUAUAUAUAUAUCUAAAAGGUUUAAUUGGCUAGAAAUUCUCUCUUUCUUUUGUGAGUUCCAUCUCCAGAAAUUAUGUUUGAAUAUUUAUGACUGGAAAAACCAUGGAAAUUCACUGGUAAAACACAUGGGAACUCUAAAGUUAAUUUCUCCCCACAACAUAUAUGGCUUGGUGUCAUUUACCACAAAAUUAAUUUAAAUUCAUACUUGAGUUUGCAAAAAAUGUGUGUACAGAAAGGCAUUUACAAUAGCAAAGUCAUGUAUUUGUCAUUCACUGACUGUUGUUUAACCUGGAAUAUUCCUUUGUCAGAAUAUAUUUAUGUUCUGGUCUGUGAUGAUGGAAAAGCUCUGCAUUGAAUUUUCAGGUCCUUUAUGGUACAGAAAUGACAAAUAUUGGCAUAAGGGAAAUUUAUGCACUUUGAGUACUCUUAUAACAUUUUUACACCCUGAAAUUCUGAUGCAAUCGAGGCUCUUCCGUUAACAAAUGUACGCUUCACCUAAAGCUGCUUCACUCACCUUCGAUACCUGUGGUAUUUGAACUGAAUUUUUAAAUGUAUUUGUUGACCGCCUUUGUUUUUUUUGUUUUUUUAACACAUUUGGGAAAAUAACAAAUGAUCCAAAAAAUAACAUGUAGAGAGAUUUGGUCUAACAGUGACUUUAAGCUAACAGAAAAGCCGAAUGCUGCCAAAUCACGAAAGGGAAAGAAUGUCUCUAAAAAAAACUCAAGCUGCGUGUGCUGGUCUUCAGGGUCUUCCUUCAACCACACACAUAAUGUCUUCAUGUAAAGGGAAAAAGCGGGAAUAAGUGAACACCUCAUCAGCUAAUCUCUCGUUGUCUUUGGAAUAAAGCAGCUAAUGCUAAGCUACAUAUUGUCUUUAUUAGUUAUCCUGAGCCAAACUGGUUCAUGUCAACAAGCCAAGGAUUUGUUUUGUUUUGUUUUUUAGGCCAAAUAGUGAAACAUCUCUACUACUAAACUUGGGGAAUGUUUUGUAAAGUUAGAUUACAGCAAAUGCCAGUUUAUCCCCCAAAAGUUCGACCAUAGCAGUACUUUGAUACUGCGGGUAACUGGUUAAUUGUGUAAUCUAGCUCUGUGAAGAACCCCACUAGCUCAUAUAUGUUAACUCUACAGAUGUUUCAUACCAGAUUAAUUUAUUGAAAUGAACUCUAAUCACAGCUGUUCACCCAUAUGGCUAAAACUGUUGAAGUGUCAAAAUGGCAGGUGUUUAUUAAAGUCACAUUUUGCUCUUUUA
This is a messenger RNA of Megalobrama amblycephala (Wuchang bream), 6928 nucleotides long. RefSeq names its product leucine-rich repeats and immunoglobulin-like domains 1 (gene lrig1). The transcript is spliced from 18 exons. NCBI's taxonomy places the organism in Eukaryota, Metazoa, Chordata, Actinopteri, Cypriniformes, Xenocyprididae. Bases 996 to 4070 code for a protein of 1024 amino acids. Gene Ontology annotation, molecular function: protein binding. The record is from RefSeq and is a predicted model, not a curated record.